Messenger RNA from Syzygium oleosum, 2718 nucleotides. RefSeq lists its product as uncharacterized. The coding region runs from base 321 to 1982 and encodes 553 amino acids. The transcript has 10 exons. The record is from RefSeq and is a predicted model, not a curated record. NCBI's taxonomy places the organism in Eukaryota, Viridiplantae, Streptophyta, Magnoliopsida, Myrtales, Myrtaceae.
UGAAAGCUUUGAAAAAUGAGGAGCGAGAUUGACUCCAAGCUUUCAGCCUUCUCCCCAUCUCCUUCCUCCUCCUGCUGCUCCUGGUGCUGCUCGCGGAGCUGUGCGCUCCCUGCUCGUCCUCCUCGCCAUUCGCUCUCUCCUCCCUCCUCGCCUUCGAUUUCCCGCACGAUUCCUUCGGAUUUUCCCGGGAAAGUUUGUCCGAUCAGGAGGAGCUCCUCGCUUUCGAGCGCUCGCUCGAUUUGUUUCCGGCUCUUUCUUGGCCGAGUCAACAGAGGGCUUAGCGAAAGUGCGCUCCUUUCCGCAAUACGUUGGAUCUCGAGAUGUUUGAUAAAAGGAAUGAAGGCUUCUACAUGAACUUCUCUAGGAGAGAGCUUCAGACUUUGUGCAAAAAAUAUGGUUUGCCUGCCAAUCGGUCGAAAUCUGAUUUGGCGAAUUUACUAGCUUCUCGCUCACAGGAAUGCAAUUUAAGACCAUUGUCUCAGGUGCACCGUGACUUACAAUUAAGAUUUGCAGAAAAGGAAGGUCCAGGGGCUUCUGUCACGGGUGACUAUGGAUUAAUUUCUUUUCCUCAAGAUAAAGAUGUCAGGCAGUGGUUUCUUCAUACUGUGAAAGCCAAUCAGUUAGAAGGAUCUGUAGAGGCUCAGAGGUUUGAUGAGGACAUAUCUCGAGACCUACUUCCUCAGCAUGCAGAGACACCCUGUCCACAGUUUUCUUUACAAAGUGAUAACACUGGUUUUCAUUGUGGUGUAUUCCCGAGAAUGAUACCUUGUGAGAAAAAAAUGGGUUUGCACGGAUCUGGUGCGGCAGAGUGCAUGUCCCAAGUCCAGUUUAAAGAUAUAAAGGCCGGUGCGUUUUGUGCGGCAGAUGUUAUUUCUGCAUCCGUAUAUUCUGCCAUAGUUCCUUCCUCUUCCUUUGAAUUUCAUGUCAGGUCAGAAGAGGGAAUUAAUCUUCAUGUGGACUUGAACUCAAGCCCAUCUGACUGGGCUGAGAAACUUAAAAACGAUGUUUGUAUAUUUGAGAGUGUCAAUUGUAUGAAUAAUCAAAAUUCUCGUGAGGAGCUUGGACAUCCUGGGGAGAAUAAUGUGAUGAAAAGUUCCCUUUCACAGACUGCAGAUAACAGCCAAAUGGCUUCUGCCCCUUCGGAUGAAGAUAAAGGAAAUAGUUUUGAGGAUUAUUUUCACCCUGAUAGAGUCGACAGUUUGUUGAUUUCUGCUGCUGAGGUGCCAAGUGUCAUGGAUGCAGAAGUUUCAAAGGGUUUAGAAGAAGUUCAGAUGCCUAUCUCAUCCAAAUCUGAAUCAAUUGCGCAGAGCCAGAUAAUUUCUCCGGUGGCAUCCUGUGGCAUGGGUGGUUGUAAUCCGAAUAUCUCUGAUAACCCCGACAUAAAGUCUGGCAAUGAUUCAUUUUCACAUACAAUAUCAGAUGCUACAGUUAGUUUUAUCACAUCAGAUCAUGUUGCCAAGCAUGGUGGCGAGAAUUGUAUAAAUUCAGAUUUGCAAAACAACUGUAAACCCACUAAUUUUGGUGCGACGGUUCCUGAAGGGUACAGAGUUGGUUCCAAAGAGUUGCACUUGUCGAAAGCUGCAAGUUUUCAGGGGCAUUCACUUUCACCUUUCAAGACUAAUACAAUUGACAUUCUGGUUGAUUGGAAGAACAAAAGUGAAUCAGAGGGUGAAUCAGCCAACACCUUUGAGCUUAAGCACGACCAUGAUGGAAAUGUUCCUACUUGUUCCGACAUAGAGGAGAGGAGCAGCACUGCUAGUGGGGUGGAGAGUAUUGUAUGCUCGCAAUUUGAAAAAUCAUCUGCAAGAAGUUCUUCAAGAUUUGAUGAUAUUGAUUCGAAUGAAAUGUUACAAAAGAGACUACGAGUGGAUAGCGAUGACCAAAGUGACUGUGUUGGAAUGGAUGUUAGAAUUUCUAGAUGCUCCAAACAUCCUAAUUUGGAAGUUCUACCAAGAAGAUCUGUGCGGCUGGUGCCCAAGUGACUUUUUGCACUCGGCUGGGGCAACAAAAUGAACAUUCUUCAUCAUAAGGAGGCAGUAAGUGUGGAGAUUCAUUCGUCACUUUUGAAGGAACAUGGCAUUAAUAUGAAUUAUCACUAUACUCCCUUCGUCUCAAGUGUGGUGGGCUUAUUUGAAAGGGAGAAAAAACUUGUUAUCACUCUUAUGAGUUUCCCUUCAGAAUUUGAGAAUUAGAUAAGAUAUACAUACGUGGUUUCAUUUACCGGGGAAACUCCUGCGCUUCUCCUAAUUUUGUCGCGCGUCAGAGAACUGAAGUCACUCGAAAGAACCAAAAAGAGCCAGAUUCAUGCAGUGUUGUCAUUGUGUGUGUUAAUCUAUUGAUUAUUAUUUCUCCAUAAGUAUGCAUAUAAUCUGUAAGCCUUUUGCUUAGCAUAUUUACUUUCAUUUUGUACUCUUUUCUACAUCAGAACAAAGUGUUUUAGCUGCAUACUUGGACAACCCGUUUGCGCGGGAAUGUACUUUUUUCAGAUUGUCAACUAGGGUUCUGCACUUCUGACCAAAAAAAAAAAAAAACUAGGGUUCUGCACUUUCUAGUUUGGAGAAUUAGCUGUGUACCUAAGUAUUUUCAGAUGAGCUUACCACAACUUUUAAAGUGAGCUUUGCUAAGCUCUUGAGUAUUGUAUUUCGGACAUGAUUGUUUGGUUACCAGAAGCUUAAUCGAGAGCCGCGACACGAAUGAACGAUCUCAACUAGAGUCGCA